CACAGCUUGUGUACUAUCCCGUUCUCUUCUUCGCAAACAUGUCGGUUUGCUCGCUAUACCGCGUUACUAUGCCGUGCUCUUGCUCGGAGAGCCACCUCGGCUCGUGCCGGAAGCAGCUCAUGUUCUGCGUCAGCCGGGGGAAGGCAAGGAGAAGAGCUUGGACCCGGGUGUCGUGCUCGGCUGAGACCAGGACGGUGGUGAUCGGGCUGGCGGCAGACUCCGGCUGCGGCAAAAGCACCUUCAUGAGGAGGCUGACCAGUGUCCUCGGGGGGGUGGCGGAGCCACCGAGGGGGUGCAACGCCUACUCCAACACACUUGUCGGUGACGCCACCACCGUGAUAUGCCUCGAUGACUACCACGCCUUGGACAGGGAAGGGAGGAAGGAGAAAUGUGUCACUGCGCUGGAUCCCAAGGCUAACAAUUUCGAUCUCAUGUACGAGCAGGUGAGAGCCCUCAAGAGUGGGGUGGCCGUGGAAAAGCCUGUAUACAACCAUGUCACUGGCCGCUUGGAUCCACCUGAGCUGAUACGCCCACCAAACAUCCUGUUCAUCGAAGGCUUGCAUCCACUGUUUGAUCCACGCAUAAGGAGUCUCCUGGACUUCAGUAUCUACUUGGAUAUAAGCAACGAGGUGAAGUUUGCAUGGAAAAUUCAGCGAGAUAUGGCAGAACGAGGGGAGAGUCUCGAGAGCAUCAAAGCCAGCAUCAAAGCUCGGAAAUCCGAUUUCGAUAUGUAUAUUGAUCCACAAAAGCAGUUCGCCGAUGUCGUAAUAGAAGUUCUACCAACCCGGUUGAUUCCAGAUAAGAGUGCAACAGAGGUACUGAGAGUUCGACUGGUGAUGAGGGAAGGGGUGAAGCACUUCACCCCGGUCUACCUUUUCGAUGAAGGCUCCACCAUUUCAUGGACACCUUGUGGUGGAAAGCUAAGUUGCUCAUAUCCUGGCAUCAGAUUCUUCUAUGGCCCAGACACAUACUUCUCUGAUGAGGCUUCAGUACUGGAGAUGGAUGGGCAGUUUGACAGACUAGAUGAGCUGAUAUAUGUUGAGAGCCAUCUGAGCAACCUGUCGACGAAGUACUAUGGAGAGGUGACACAGCAGAUGCUGAAGCAUGCAGAUUUUCCUGGCAGCAACGACGGGACUGGCCUUUUCCAAACCAUCAUUGGUCUCAAGAUAAGGCAACUGUAUGAGCAGAUCAUUGCUGGAGACAGCAGCCAUGGGUUGAAGAGGGAGCAGUUGCGCAGAUGCCUCCGUCUGAGUCCCGUUUGAGUUCAUGUUGAUUCUUUUACACUUACUGUGCAUCACUGGCAAUGUAGAUACAUGCAGGAGUCUAUGUCGCUUCUGUUGUCAUUCUUAUUGUAAAUUUGAUCUGAUUUGAUUGGUCAGUUUGUAUUAAUGUUGGCUGCAAAGGAUGUUGAAGGAGUUUGGAGAU
Musa acuminata subsp. malaccensis (wild Malaysian banana) is the source of this 1425-nucleotide messenger RNA. Its product is annotated as phosphoribulokinase, chloroplastic-like. NCBI's taxonomy places the organism in Eukaryota, Viridiplantae, Streptophyta, Magnoliopsida, Zingiberales, Musaceae. Gene Ontology annotation, cellular component: chloroplast; cytoplasm. Gene Ontology annotation, molecular function: ATP binding; phosphoribulokinase activity. Gene Ontology annotation, biological process: carbohydrate metabolic process. The record is from RefSeq and is a predicted model, not a curated record.